AUGGAGUCUGUCUCCGACGGUACCCCGGCGCCUUAUGGCAGGGCUUGUACUAACUGCGCUAAAGCCAAGUGCAAAUGCACGCUGAGGAGCGUUGGAGGCGCAUGUGAAAGGUGUCAUCGACUCAGCAAAACAUGUCAGUCAGCAUCCAGCGUAAGAAAACGAUCCAAGAAGCAAGUCAACAGUCGUACUGCUCAUCUGGAGAAGAAGCUAGAUCAUCUUGCUGUUCUCCUGAGGGCCUCAGGGCAUGGAAACCUCUCUACAGAUCUUGAAAGUUCCGUGUCAGGUGACCCCGCCUCUUUAACUGAAGGAUCAACAACACCACAUGAGGACGCAAACUAUGCAUCAAUAUCUCAGUCCACAAAUCCAAUUUGCCAGGGCACACCGGCCUCAUCUACACAAGUUCAUGGCGGAAUCUAUAGCUACAGUCUCACGUCUGGGCCUGAACCUACACAACAAGAGGCCGAACUUCUUUUCAUAAAUUUUCGAGACGGUCAUUUGCGAUACUUUCCCUUUGUCGACCUCUCACGGUAUGCCUCAGCACUACAAAUGCGUCAGGAGCGCCCAUUUCUCUGGCUGUGUAUCAUGGCCAUCUCGACGCGGUCAAGACCUCUACAGCUGGAUAUGAGCGAGCGCAUCCGAUGGAUAAUCAGUCAGAAACUCAUGAUGGAACAUGAAAGAAACAUGGAUUACCUUCUUGGUCUCAUUGCAUUCAUGGCGUGGAUCAACGUACAACCGGGCUCAAAGCCCUUCUUUUGCUUCUACACACAACUCGCGAUUGCGCUAGUCUACGAUCUUGGCCUCACCAAAGAGCUCUCUAAGUUCUCUACACCACUUUUGUAUUGGAAAUCCAUCGGCCUCAACAGCCCCUGCUCUACCCUCUCUCCCCCACGGACAAUGGAGGAACGACGCACCGUCUUGGCAGCAUAUCUCCUGAACGCAACUGUUGCAUCCUUUGUCAAGAAAAUGGACAUUAUGCGCUGGACAAAACAUAUGGACGAUUGUCUGGACGUACUCGAGAAGUCAGAAGUGAUACCAAACGACCGCGCCCUUAUAGCCAUGGUAAGAAUGCAGCUCAUUCACGACGAGGCUACCAACAUCUAUUCGCCUCGCGACACGAUAAGGUUGGCCUCACCACCACCUACUUUUGUACUUCAAGGGCGCUGGUCCUUUGGAAGCUACACGCAGUUUAUCAGGUUCUGGCACAAGAGGCCAAAGGCAAUGCGUCUUGAGGCCCUGUUUGCCUGCCUUAACAGCAUCAAAUCAUGGUUUGACCUUGCCUUAGUUAUACCGCUCUCUACAUGCCCCGACUAUGGGCUUACAUUCUUCGCGCAAAUGUCGCAUUGUGCCAUCAAUCUCCACCGUCUCCAGACAAUGGACGAUCCCAUCUGGGACAUUGCCACUGCGCGCACCAUCAUCGGCCUUCCCCAAGUGUUGGAAAAGCUCGCAGUACGGUGCACAGUAGCUGCAGACCUAGCCACGGUGCCCCCCAACGACAAUGAGGAGUUCACAUUCGUCAAGGCGGCGAAGAUGCUUCGUAUGAUGAAAUCUUUUUGGGAGAAGGAGAUGGCAGAGCGAAUGGCAAAGACGAAACGGGAGGCAACGGGUCUACCAACACCGGCUACGCAAGGCACUUCCAUACCCCUAGACGGCGUUGAGCUUGCGGACUUCGAUGGAGAGCUACUGGAUGACGAAUGGUUCGCGCAUAUUUUUACGCCAAUGGACCUUUAG
Verticillium alfalfae VaMs.102 is the source of this 1728-nucleotide messenger RNA. RefSeq lists its product as hypothetical. Gene Ontology annotation, biological process: regulation of DNA-templated transcription. Gene Ontology annotation, cellular component: nucleus. Lineage: Eukaryota; Fungi; Ascomycota; Sordariomycetes; Glomerellales; Plectosphaerellaceae. Bases 1 to 1728 code for a protein of 575 amino acids. The transcript is spliced from 5 exons. Gene Ontology annotation, molecular function: DNA-binding transcription factor activity, RNA polymerase II-specific; zinc ion binding; transcription cis-regulatory region binding. The record is from RefSeq and is a predicted model, not a curated record.